Molecule: messenger RNA, 7779 nt
Organism: Bemisia tabaci
Lineage: Eukaryota; Metazoa; Arthropoda; Insecta; Hemiptera; Aleyrodidae
Gene: GlcT
Product: ceramide glucosyltransferase
Biological process (GO): glucosylceramide biosynthetic process
Cellular component (GO): membrane
Molecular function (GO): ceramide glucosyltransferase activity
Source: RefSeq, a predicted model, not a curated record
GGUAAAAAACUUCAGUGCUAUCGCGGAGUGUUGUGUGUGUCUGUGUUGUGAAACGGCCUUCGGUGCGAUAGAACGCUCAUUUUCCAGUUUGUAGUUUUGUUUUUUUGUACGAAAAUGCACGAAUUUCUUUCCAUGCGGUGAUAUACGUGGUUCCUAUCUAAGAAAAUGGUUAUUUAAGAACUGUUUCAUGUUGCACCAAUGAUCAUAACCUUGUUCGGUUUUGCUGUGUUUUUUAUAAUAUUUUGGUGUGGUCAAUGGAUACUUCACUUGACUGCCAUCAUUUACGGAAAAUGCAAGUUUCACAAAAAAGUCAACGUUUUGGCCAGCGACGUUCCAUAUCCAGGAGUGACUAUUUUAAAACCGCUCACGGGGGUUGAUCCAAACCUAUUCAGCAACCUAGAAUCCUUUUUCACCAUGGAAUAUCCAACAUAUGAAUUAAUGUUUUGUAUAGAAGAAGAAAGUGAUCCUGCCAUUAUGAUUGUUAAAAAACUAAUUGAAAAAUAUCCAAAUGUAGAUUCUAAAAUAUUUAUAGGUGGAGCCAAUGUUGGUGUUAAUCCAAAAAUUAAUAAUAUAAUCACAGGUUACCAAGCUGCCAAACAUGAGCUUUUUCUCAUCUCUGAUAGCAGCAUACGAAUGAAAGAAGAUACUCUGAUGGAUAUGGUUCAUCAUAUGACCGAAGGUGUAGCUUUGGUCCAUCAAAUGCCUUUUACCUGUGAUAGAGAGGGUCUAGCAGCGACUGUAGAAAAGAUUUUUUUUGGGACGUUUCAAGCAAGGAUAUACUUAAUUGCUGACCUGCUGCAAAUUAAUUGUCAUACGGGUAUGUCAGCUUUAAUUCGAAAGAGCGCAAUGGAAGAGGUUGGUGGGCUGCAAGCGUUCGGAUGCUACCUGGCUGAGGACUUUUUCUACGCCAAAUCUUUGACUGAUCGAGGGUACAAAACCUGUGUUAGUAGUCAGCCUGCAUGGCAAAAUUCUGGUUUCUGUGAAAUCACUAGUUUUCAAAAUAGGUUAAUGAGAUGGACCAAAUUGCGCAUCGCAAUGGUACCUCACACAAUAAUUUUGGAGCCUUUAUCAGAGUGCUUUAUAAUCGGAGCUUUCACAGCGUGGGCUGUUUCCUAUCUCUUGUACUGGGACCCUCUUGUAUUUUAUCUAGUUCAUAUAUUAGUCUGGUUUCUCUGUGACUGGGUACUUCUAUCAGUAGUUCAGAACGGUUCGUUGCCUUUCAAGAAAUUCGAUUUUGUCAUCGGCUGGCUUUACAGAGAGAUCGGUGGACCAUACUUAUUCCUGCAUGCCUUAUGGGAUGACCCAGCCAUCAAAUGGCGAUCGAGAACUUACAAACUCAAGUGGGGAGGAGUCGCAGAAGAGUAUCGUCCCAAAAUCAAAAUCUAAAUGUGUGCACUCACUUUGUUGUUUUUUCAGUAUUUUUUUCUGGUUGUUUACCUCAUCCAAAAGUUCUGAUGCAGGUAGCUAGCUAAUCAUCUGCUGUCUUAUCAUCAAAUUUCACACCAAAUCCUUCAUGAACGAGAUAAUUUUUAAUGAUGAAUGAAAAAUACUCACUUAAAGGGCAGGAUGUCACUAUUGAUUCAGAGUUCAACUAUCUCUCGAAAGACCAAGAAAAAAAGAAACCGGUGAAGCUGAUUCAAUCACUACAAGUAAAAUUGUAAGGAAUGGUUUCAGACCGAAAUUUUACCAAAGAAACUACUGUUGCGGUCUUUUGACAAGUAAAAAAAAUAUCAAAUUACUGACACCUUUGAAGUACAUCCUUUAUUUUUUCUGUUUCUAAAAAAUAAAUUUUGUCAGUGGUGGUACAUAAUCGAAUACUUGGCUGUUGAAAGAUCAGAACUCGAUUGGUUUGUUUAAUAUUCCAUCACUUCUUUUAAGUUUGGUGAAUUAAAUCAAAGCCAAUAAAACUCGUUCCAUGAUAGGCAAUGGGACUGUUGCAAGACUAUGAAUUGCAUCUCAAGUGCUGUCUCCGUGGGAAAUUUGACUAAGAAUCGUGUUUCUGAGCUUCUAAAAGAUCAAAACAGUUUUUUUUUUUACAGGAAAAAUACGGGCCUUGAGUCAGAAUAGUAAACUUUUUCUUUUUUAAAGGAACUUUUCUGAUUUUAAACAUAUGAGUUGUUUUUAUGGUUUAAACAGGUGUGUUCACAAUCUUCGGUGGUAUUAAAAGCAAGAUUACAAUAUAAAACCUUUCAUGAUUUUUACUAGAAGGUCAGUAAACACCGUGAGUUUGGAGGCACACAGCUGUUAAUUCUUCAUGUGACAUCCUGAAAUAUGUUGGCACUCUAUUUUUCUGUUUGAAAUAAGACUGGAAUUUUGGAGUCUCUGAAAGUCGUUUUCUCAGCUAACAUUUGAUAACCUAAAAGAUGGGAAAUUAUGAGUAUUCUCAUUUUCUUCGUACUUUCCUGAAAUUAAUUGAAAUCAAAUUGUGCAGCAGCCUCAUUGACUUAUUUUAAAAGAUUGUGGCAUGACAAAACGACGGUGAAACUACAUACACACGUCUCCGGUUUGGGACGCUGGAGAUCUCCUGUCAUACUUUAUUUUAUGAAUGGGAAAAUACUCAACUUCAUCUCUUGAAAAUUUCUCCGAUUUUUCUUUCUUUGUGGGGAAAACGGACCACGUUUUGCAACUAGAUCCUACAAUCUCUGACUCAUGUUCGAAACAAGAUAUGUGCCAUUAAUUUCCGUAUGCUGAUAAGUAUUUUUAUGUAUGAGCCAGAAAUUGCAGUUCCUUUUUGCAAAAUAAAGUCCAAUUAUUCUGUGAAAUUGUUAAGAAAUUGUGUUGGUUUGUUCACCUUUGAUAAAAUAAAUCGGAGACUGGAACACAGUAAAUGAAGUAGGCCUUUUUUGAAGUUUCACUGUCGGUGAGAGUUUUAAACAUUUCCUCUAUUGGCAAAUCCUCCUGGUUGAAAUUUUGAUGAUGAGAAGGCGGUAAGUGGUGGUCCAUUUUUAACCACAGUUGCCUUCUCAUUUUGAAUAAGUCUUUCAUUGUAAUGAUCAAUGUUUAUCUUUUGUAACCGCAUGUUUCUUUUAUUGUACUUUUUGUAAAUAUCCUAUGAUAGCUGCACCAAAAAAACAGCAUAUGACCCAAAAAAUACAAUGGGGCAUCCAUUAUAUUGAAGAAGUUUUUGCGUUGAAACAACCAUGAAGCUGCUCUCAGGGAUAAGUAAGCAGUAACCCAAUGCUAGUUAUCAAACCUCUCGUAGAAACCAAGGCUAUCUUUUUGAUUAAUGUUUUUAUCAAUUUUAUUUGUGAAUAGCACCGAAUGUUACAGAGACGGCUUAAGAUAGCAUUCGUAAAAAAUUACCAUUUUCAUUGGUUUUUUAAAAAAGACUUCUCAAUGUAAGGAUACAAUAACGAAAAAGUCCUUUAGGAACUUACUAAUAUAUACUUAGCAGUGAUUCUCAAAAUGUAUGGAUGUAGGAAAAUUUUUCCUUUAAAUCAAGGGCUUGCCGAUCCUUUUUGCAAUACACUGAAAUUUGACCCUUUAAAAUGUGAAAGACACCAACAUUUUUAACUGCAAUCCUCAGUAAAAGUUAAAAAUUACUUCUAAAAGAAGAAAAAUUCUCCCUUUUCGUAACAAACAUGAUAAUUUUGUAUUUAUUUUGUUUCCAAUCAUGAACUUAUCAUGGCUCAUGAAUUACUUUGCCAUUAUGGGGAAACGCGGUAUGAAUAUUCUAACAUUCUCAAAUUUUCUCUGAUAAAAUAUUUAUUUCUAAAAACAGUUAUGAAUUUUUUUCUUCAAAAUUUUUCAAUCAAUCAGAUCACAUUAUAUUUAAAAUUCUAUGAUAGUUUUGAAGGAAAAUAAAUCUAAUUUAUCAAGAAAAUUCGGUUUCAUGAGCGGAAAUUUGGAAUGCCUGUAUUUUUAUUCCGUAUCUUCCUUAACACAACAGAAUUGAAAAUUAAGGUCUUAAAGAUUAAAUAUUGAGAUUGGAAAGUUGUUUAAAGAGCAAUGCUCACUUCAUUUCUCUCUGCUUUAAUCAUUCCUGUUUCAUGGAUGUGUAUUUUUUGUUUAACCGAUUUGAUGGGUCAAGUUAACAAGGCUAACUUUCUAUGAGCCAAACCUCCCUUAUUUAACUUUAAAUCAUCAAUAAUUGAAUCUACUCUUGCAAAAAUGUUCAAUAUCCAUGACAUUUUUUCAGAUUUGCAGUAGUUUGUUUUGCCUUAUGACACAAAUUAAGGUCUGUGUUUAUCGUAAAUUUUUUAUUUUACAAGUGGGACUGAAAAUAAAAUUACUCUACAUUUCCAAGGUCUCAGGCCAGUUUUAUACUUUAACUUAAAAUGAAGUCGCCUGACUUGAAUUUUGAAACACAGUUAGACUCUGGGCGUUUUACAUGAGCAGAUGCAAUUCUUGAUAAGUUGAUAAUUUUCUAUUCUUUUGUCUUUGUUAAUCAUUCAUCCAAGAAAUUUUCUUUGAUCCUGCUGGCGUGGCUACUGAGUUACUAAAAAUAAUAAGUUUGCCCCCUCACAUCCGAUGUGUACAAUUUUUGUAAAUAUUUAUUGAGCCUUAAAUCGCAGCUGUGUAUUUUACUCGAAUAUACUUAUUUUGGAUCAGUUACCUUUUUGCUCCUGUGAAUGUCAAUCUAUUGUUGUGUAAAUGCUUUUUUAGAUUUUCAUUUUAUGUCUGCACCAACUGUGAGCGCCUCACUUAUUUUAUUUACUGCAAGGUUGCCAGAUUGUUCAAUAAAAUUUCCGUACUUUUCAUUGAGUUUAACUGGGAAAAAACAGAUUUUUAGUGCAAUCUGGUAACCAUGAUUUGCUGGCUUCUUUUUUUUGUCUUUAAGUGUAAGGAUUCAAUUGUUCCUCUCAACUUUUUGCGAGUCUGUAUUGCUGGUUCUCAUGCCUUCCAUUUUUUCUGUGCUGAGUUACAAAAGGAUCAAAAUCAACCCUACACUGUGGCUGAAAUGUGUUGCACUGUACAAUUUCACAACCUCAUUGAGUUUUUUUCAACUGUAAAAAUGCAAAAAAAAUGUAUUGUGGUACUUAAUUGCCAACCCUGUUUAGCAAUCCAUUGGAAAAUACAUAGAUUGCACAAGUGUUAUUUAUUGACUCCUUGCUCUCAAAAGAAUUUGCAAAGCAGUAAUCCAGACUGGCGUAGCUGUAGGGCUUGUCAUAAAAUUUUUUCAAUGUUUUUGUAGAGUGACAGUUCAGAGAAACACUGUAGGCUAAAUCAUUCUGCCGGUAUAUUUUAAGAUUUGUCAUUUUCUACUCUACCAGUCAUGGAAAGCCCUUAUUUUAAGCAAAAACAAGGAUUUUACAGAAUUAUGUUCAUAGAGUCUAUGUCAAAUAAGUUUAUGCACUUUCAGACUGACAGAAGAUCUUGAUUUUUGCAUUUACUUUCAAUGCAAAACUGAAAUUAGGCAAUGUUCUGUCGCAGUCUAAAAGUGCGUACACCUAUUUGACUUGGACUUGACCGUGAAAUUUCUUGCAAGGAAGUCCGCUAGACAAAAAUGUUUUGUAAUGAGCCCCUUUAACGGGUAAGUUGUGGGAUACAUCCGGUCUUUGGAAGUCAGCGACUAAAAAUAUUGGAAGUAACAUGAUUGAGGUUUAACUGUAAUUUUAUCAAGGCGAACGAUUCGAAUGGCCACUUUCAAUUUUUACAUCAUAUCUUGAAAAUGACAUACCUGGUUAAAUUUACCGUGUCCCAACCAGAAAAUACCUUUUAAAGGUCUGAAUUAACUUCAGUUGCGAUUACUGCCAGUAGCUGCUCUCUUCGGAUGACCGGAUGACUUACACAACGCACCUGUAUCUCUAUGUUGAUAAUUUCUCAAACAUUGUAGUGUGCCAAAAAAGCAUGUUGUACUUUCAAUGGCUCGCUUUUUGCAUUGUAUUUCAAAUUGUUGGUACUUUGAUGUGUAACGUACGUAUGUUGAUAUCCACAUGAGCUUCUCAUUUCAAAAACUAGUUUUCCUUUGUGCAGAUCUUAAUUUUAUAACCUCACAUUGUGCACUGAAGAGGCUUUUGAACUUGCCCUCUCCUUCCUCUUCCCCUGAAAAAAACUUCUUUUUUAGAGAGAGAAAGAAAACAAUUGUGCUGUUAGACUGAUUCUGUUAAGCCAGUAAUGUUUAAAUUUUUUACUCCAUGAAAAAAAAAAAUAAAAGAAAAUAUUUUUGAAUCCCAAAAAAAUUCAAAAAAUUGUGAAACUGUGGCACAGAAGCAAUGUGCCAUGGAAAUGAGAAGUCUUUGUGGUUUUUUUGUGUCAAAACUCACUAAUGUACAGCCAAAUUUUUUCAGAUUUGUUUAUUUUCUCUGUUAAAGAAGUAGGUACUGGCAUAUGGUAAAUACUUUGUCUAAAGAAAAUAAUUUUUCAUCGUGGGAAUGGUAUUCAAUGAUAUCAUGAAGCAUUGUUUUUUCUUCUUUUUUUAUCAUUUGGUCUUUGAUAAUCCUUAUUAUUCCUUUAAGUUCUCUGAUUUUAAUUGAAAGUCAUCACUCAUGAAGGUCACUAUGUGCUACAUCUUAUCAUUGAAACAGAUAUUAGCAUCAACUUUUUUUUGGACCGGUUUCUUCGGCUAUUUAUACAGAUUUAUUUUAAGCUCAAAUCAGUUUCUUAAUAAUGAAUUCUGACAUAGUUAAUUGUUUAAUUGAUUGAUUAAUCAAUAAUUAAUUAUUAUUUUUUUAAAGUUGUAACUGUGAUGUACGAUCAGAGGUUCCAAUUUUUCCAGUUUUUUUCCUGGCGUUAGUUGUCUAAGAGAAAUUGUCAGGAUAUACCCUUUGAUCAUGCGAAAAAUCACUGCGGUUGCUUUAAAUUUGUUUACCAUAUUCUUAUUCAAGCUAUUAAAACCCUGGAUAAGUUAGCUUUAAAUUAUAUGAUUAGUUUCAAGUAUUCUGCCACCCUUAUAAUUUUUGUGGGGAAAGCUCAUGGAGCACUUGGUAACUUUAUUUUCAUCUCUUUUUUCAUAAACCAUCUUUUUUUUUGAAAAAUCAGCAUGAGCUGACUUCACCUAGGCCUUUUCGUAAUGUUGUAGUUUGUCUUUUGGAUCAUAAUGAGACUUGAAGCUUCUAAAAGCAGUUGCUAAAAUCUCUCACAUUUUCAAUCAAUGUAUGUUUUUAUUAGUGGCAUGAGAUAAUAUAUGUCAUAAAAAUUCAGAAGAAAACAAAAAUUCAUAUGUCUUUUAUCUUAAAAAAUUUACAGUCUAAGAACAUAGCAGAUGCUUUUUUUUCUUCUGUAGAUCUGAGACAGAAAUGAACAGGCAGAAAUAUUUUCACAGGUGAAGUGUUUAGUGGUUCACCAGAUGAAAAAUAGUUCUAAGACUAGGAACUCAGCUUCCAUGGUUACGGCUCUAGUUACUGCAAAUAUGUUUAACGUGUCAGUUGUAAACACCACCAAUUCUUCUCUGAGCCGUACUUUACUAUUUGAAAGUGCCAGGUUUCUGUAGCAAGUGUCUCCAAGAUGUCAAAGAAGCUCAUCGUAGAAAAAUGUUUGUCCUCUCUCCCUCAACAUUUCAGUGUUUUCCAAUUUUUUCCUCCUAUAUUUUUUCAAAGAACCCUGCAUCCAUUGAAGUGUUGUCAAUCAAAAUGUUGCAUGCUUUAUCACAAAUUUUUAAUCUGAGCACUUGUAUGUUUUAAUUUUUUGAAAACCUGCGAGGAAACUUAUGGCAUACCAUGUCUUAUAUUGUAAGUAGGCUUGAUGUAAAGGAGCCAGACAAACGCAUAGGUUGUAAAUAGAAUAAUGAUUUGUAUUUUUUUAAUGAAAAACAAUAUGAAAAAAUUGAAAAUGGAAAAAAAAAACUUUUUUAACAAGAUAUGUAAAACGGUAAUAAUAAAGUGAUUUUUUUCUUUAAUA